Messenger RNA from Patiria miniata (bat star), 2142 nucleotides. RefSeq names its product monocarboxylate transporter 14-like. Lineage: Eukaryota; Metazoa; Echinodermata; Asteroidea; Valvatida; Asterinidae. The coding region runs from base 101 to 1567 and encodes 488 amino acids. The transcript is spliced from 5 exons. Gene Ontology annotation, biological process: transmembrane transport; monocarboxylic acid transport. Gene Ontology annotation, molecular function: monocarboxylic acid transmembrane transporter activity. The record is from RefSeq and is a predicted model, not a curated record.
GCGUUUACUGGGACUGGCUUUGGCAUUUCGAACCACUGAGUUGCACCCCCGUUUGAGUACAGCCUGCUGUACAGAAAGUACCUGUGAUAGGCGUUCAGGCAUGCUGAGCCAGAUGUCUUCCUCGGAGUCAGAGGCUCGCCACUGGCCUAUUUUACUGGCCGGUUUCGUGGUCAACUGUCUUACCUAUGGCGCGGCGAGUGCCAUCGGCGUGUUCUACAUCGAAUGGUUCGCCGAGUUUCCCGAGAGUGCUGCCCUCAUCGGAUGGUUGUCAUCGUCUUUACUGACCAUGCUUUUGUGUGUUUCCCCUUUGGCGGGUGCGCUGACCAGAUAUUUUGGAGUUCGUCCCGUAGCUAUGGCUGGUGCCCUCCUGUCUUUUCCCGGGAUCCUCAUAGCGUCAUUUGCCACGGACGUUUACGUCCUGAUCAUUACACUUCCAUUCAUGGCAGGCAUCGGAUUUGGAAUGUCGUAUACUGGCGUCAUGGUUAUCAUCAGUGAGUACUUUCAUCAGCACUUUGCACUGGCCGUAGGAAUAGCAACAACGGGGACCGGUGUCGGCACUGUGGUCCUGCCAAUCUUUUUCGGCUACUUGAUCGACCGUUACGGAUGGAGAGGAGCUCUGCUAGUCUUCAGCGCAGUGCAAGCCAACGCGUGCCUGUGUGCAGCCAUAAUGAGAAGCCCACCGAGAAAGACGAAGACGGGUGAAGAUGGAAAGAAAGAGGUGACUGGUAACUAUGGCAGCAUCGGCGAGCGUCGGGGGAUACAGGGAGGGUCUCCUUACAGUCAUCUUGUAGAAGAUAAAGAUGAGGAUGAUGACAAAAUCGUCAGCUCCUCACAGGUGAACUCUGAUCCAUGCAGUGAGGCAAAGACAGCGAAGAGGAUUAUCACAGAGAGACUGAUGACGCUCCUGGAUCGCACCGGCAUAUCUCUCUUCUGGACCAACCGCGUCUUCGUAACCUUUCUGAUAAUUUCGAUCACAGACGCUCCGAUAUACGGUAUCACGCUGCCGUACCUGACCGCUCUAGCCGAGUCGGUGGGCGUGCCGGAGCUCCAAGCGACCACCCUGAUCUCCAUCAUCGGUGUGUCUUACAUCAUCGCGUGCCUGAUCUCCGGUCAACUCGUAGACGCUCGAGUGGCUGGGCCAGCGUGCAUGUUUGGCUCCGCCGUGGCCCUAGCAUCCGGUGCUUUGGUGUUGUUCGCCGCCACCGCCAGCUAUCCCGUCUUUGCGGUGUGUGCGUCUACGAUCGGGCUGGCUGCUGGGGUGUACAUCCCGAUGACGUCAGUCAUGGUUCGCAGGAUCGUGGGCCAGGAGAGAUACCCCGGAGGCAUCGGUGUCGUCAUGGUGAUUGUUGCCACGGGGAACAUGGCGUCAGCAUUCAUCGGAGGAACCCUGUACGACAUGACCAAUAGUUACAGCACUGCUUUUGUCUUCGCAGCGGUAGUGUCUGGUCUGUGCGCGGCCACAGUGCUGGGUUUGCACCUGCUCUGGACGAGACUGGUUCCGGAUGACCGAUGGCCUACAAUUACAACUCGAUCAUCAAAUACCGAAGCAAGAAACAAAGGCAAAUGAUUUGAAGACUAAUUCUUUCAAUGCCUAUUCGUACAAUUUUGUCAUCUUUCAUUUUCCAUGGAUGAUUGGUUUUCAUCCUUAAGUAGAUUUGGGCCUAUUGACUGACAAGUAAUGUUUUUGUUUUUGUUUUUGUUCAUGAGGUGGUUUCGUGGGUAAUGUUCAGCUUCAGCAUCAUGUCUUCAGUGAUACGUUUUUGUAAGUGUAUAAUUUAUAAGUGUUUUUUUAUAAUUCCUUAAGUUACUAUCACCAAGAUGUGGGGUAACAGGUCUAUUGACUGCAGUAUUUGUUUUUGGCUUUUGUUGCCCUUAUAUAGCCCAUCUUGGUGAUAAGCUUUUUCCCUCUCUUUGUUUUCUCUUGGGUAUCGAUAUAUGUAUUGUAGUCUAUGUCUAUUGUAAAUUGUAUUCUUUGGCUGAAUAAAUAAUUAUAAUAAUAAUAACAAAAAAACGUAGGGAAGUAUUACCAGAAAAUUUUACAUUGAAAAAAAUAACCCGAUAAAUGAUAAUGGAAACUUGUGAUUCAAAAAUAAAGUUUUACAAGUCAAAAGCAGCAUGGACGAGAUUCCACAUUAAACAGUA